Molecule: messenger RNA, 5188 nt
Organism: Branchiostoma floridae (Florida lancelet)
Lineage: Eukaryota; Metazoa; Chordata; Leptocardii; Amphioxiformes; Branchiostomatidae
Exons: 24
Coding region: 32-5188 (1718 amino acids)
Biological process (GO): detection of mechanical stimulus
Cellular component (GO): membrane
Molecular function (GO): protein binding; calcium ion binding; calcium channel activity
Source: RefSeq, a predicted model, not a curated record
UCGUAACGCAGGACUGUCUUUGGGACAAACUAUGGAACGAACAGCCAAUAGUCUUCUGGACAUCUUGCCAGACACCAAAGACUACAUGAAGGCAUUUGAAAAAGAUGACGUCACUGUUGCGGUUGCAAGGUCCACUAGGAAAGAUAUAAUACUUCAGAGUCGUCAAGUUAACGUGUCAGCAUUUCCCACACACUGUAAUAUAGAAGGGGGUACAGAUGCCAAGAUGAUUGUGAUGAAGAAAAACUUGUUUUCAUGGAAUGCCUCUACGUUUGGGGAAAACGUCACCACGCCCGUGACUAUGUUUUCGUGGGGAUCCCAGCGCUUUGACCACAACUGCUCUGUGCAGCUGAACCUCUCCCAUCCUAUAGCAAUCGAAAAUAUAGAAGACCCAAGACGUCAAAAACGUGACCUUCAGGAGCGUGGUCUUGUUGGUGCACAGUUUGCUCUGGGCGGCAUUGUCGUUGGACAAAACAGCAACGAGACGAUGGUUUUAUAUGCAUUUGAUGUACCAGCCGUUACUGCUGUUGUUGUGAUGCAGUUAUCGUGGUGGGAUCACGCCGCUGCCUUCCGUGUCUUCUUCCGUUACGACACGCCACCAACAGAGCAGCUUUAUGACGACAGGAUGGUAGUUGAGGAGGAAGAUGCUGUUCUGGCUUGGCGUCGAGGCACAAACAGCGUGCGAAAAUUUGUCCCAAAUAUCACGAAACGACGGGGGAGACUUUAUGUUGGGGUACAAAAAGCAGAAUCUGACAGCCUUUUGCAAACGGCACUUUCGCCCAAAGACUUCGUACUUCAGGCAUCAGCAGUUAGCUGUCUUAACUGGGAUCAUACAUUCGAGAAGUGGCAAGACGUAGGCUGUGGGGUUGGCGUGGAUCCAUUUGAUAGUACCUUCAGAUGUAACUGCGACGUUCCCAAGCCGAAGGCUGUCAUUGGCGGCUCCUUGCACGCCCUUCCAAAUACUAUCGAAUUGGACGACAUCUUCAAAGAUCCCAGCAUCCUUAAUGACAACAACCUCGUUUACUACACGGUUAUUUGCGAGUGGGCUCUCUACUUGGUGUUAAUGAUUAUACUCAACGUAGACUUUCAGCGUUUUCGAGAGAAAACGACUGACAAAUCAUCAACUAACGGAAGUAAGAAGCAGUUACCACAGCUGUCCGUCCUCCCCUCGGACAGGAUGCCAGCCCCACAUCUCUACCAGAUCACCGUCACCACCGGAUCCAUGCUUGGUGCCGGUACCUCGGCACGGAUCGGGUUACAGGUAUUCGGAUCAAAGAGUAAAACCGCAAUCAAGAUGAUCAAUCCGGACGGAGAAUCUUUGUCCCGAGGUGGUACUCAUGACGUCAUCAUGCCCCUGAAGACGUCACUAGGACAUCUGGAACUGCUGCAUAUCUGGCACGACAACACCGGUGUUGACGAAACUUCGUGGUUUCUGAGGGAUAUCAUUGUCAAGGACCUACAGACGAAGGAAGUUUAUCAGUUUAUUUGCUACGACUGGUUGUCUGAAGACCGAGGCGACUUCCAGAUUCAGAAAGUUCUGCAUGUGGCGACCCGGGAACAAUUGGGAUGCUUCAGUAGCCAGUUCCGAGAGAACGCGGACGCAAUGUUCUACGAUCAGCACUUGUGGACAUCUCCUUUCGUGUCACCUGAAGGAUCCAGUUUCACCAAGUCAGAACGUCUAUCUUGCUGCUGUGCUGUUUUCAACAGCAUCAUGUUGUCCAACGCCAUGUGGUACAAGAGUGACGAGGGCUUUGUGACCAAGAACACCGUGUUUGACCUUGGAUUUGUACAGAUCACCUUACAAGAGCUGUACGUGAGUCUCAUGACAGUUGUCAUGGUGCUACCUGUUGUCCUGGUACCGGCUAGACUGUUCCGGGUGGAGGUACCAACUUCAAUAACAGCUCCGGGAAUACGUCGUACUUCCAAAUAUGGGUUAUUAAAAGGUGUACUGUCCCGAUGGUCGAAGUACGUGGCGUGGUUUCUCGUGGUGAUGGUUUCCAUCCUCUCGUCCUUCUUUGUGAUCCUGUACAGUCUAGAAUGGGGUAGAGAGAAGAGCGAGGCUUGGCUAAAGGCCUUCUUCUUUUCUUUCGGUUUGUCAAGCAUCAUCGCCGAAACUGCCGAGAUAUUGUUCCUGGCGACUCUUUUUGCCUUGAUUUGUAACCAGAGGUCUUCCAACAAGCAGAAGACAUACAAUAUCAAGGAAAAAGACCUCCAUCUUCACCUUUAUGAUCACAAAGCUCCCGUAAAAGUGUAUCCACCUGGUGCUGCAUCUACAGAAAGGAUGAAAGUCAAAAAUCAACAACGACGAAAGUUUUUCUUCGUCAUGAAGGAGUACGUUCUCCUGUUCCUGUUUGUUGUGGUUCUGUUCUUCAUCAGCCAUCACGACAAAGACCCGUUUGCUUUCAACGCAUCGCAGACGUUGCACGACACUGUUCUAGAAGAUCACGAUUCGAUCACCACUGCUGACGAGUUCUGGACAUGGACUGAGGAGAUCCUCCUGCCUGUUUUGUACCCGUCGUUCUGGUACAAUGGGUGGAAGAUGAAGUAUCUGGACCGACAGUUUCCUCUUUAUACUGAAGCAUUUAGAAUUGGCCCACCGCGACUUACUCAGUUUAGGAAGGCACCAGAUGACAUGGCAACAGACCUCCCUGAAAAUGGAUGGAUGGUUGAAACUGGAGACGGUAAAUCCGCAUGUUGGAAGUUCAAUGUCACCGGCGUGAUGUCAAACAACUCAGGCUGUUCCGCAGAACACUCCAUGGAACUCCCAACUCUCCUGGGUUUGGCGACAGCAAUAUUCUCCGACCUUCGGGAUAACAAGUGGAUCGACAAAUACACAGAUUACCUGGUUCUGGAUCUGUCGCUAUACUACCCAGCACAAAAACUGUUCAGUAGUCUGAGACUGACCGUAAAGCAGGAAGAUGUGGGACAUCUUUCAACAUCAGCAUCUUUUGCAACACACAGGCUUUUCCAGUACGAAAAUGACUCUGAUAUGGUCGCUUUGUUUUCCUAUAUCCUCUUUAUGUUGUUAUUCUUGGUUAAUAUCAUCAAAGAAGCGACCACAAUGAAGAAGGAGGGAAGGAAGUUCUUCAGUUCUAUGUGGAACAUCUUUGCUUUUGCGAGCAUAAUUGGAUCUGCAGCUGUCAUCGGUAUCUUUGGAAUAAGGUACCACUCUGCAUCUGCAGCACUGGCAAAGUUGGUCGAGGCAACAGGCGAACUUGGAAUAGAUCGUUUUGUCGACUUGAGCUCACCCUUCUGGUGGGAUGAAGUUUUCAAGACCGUGCUUGCCAUUGUACUGUUCAUCACUACACUGACGUUACUGCGAGUUUUCCGCUUCAGCAAGACCAUCGCCAGUUUCAUCGCCCUGCCAGGCGCCAUGAAGAACGACUUGGUCGGCUUCUCAAUCAUAACGGCCAUAGCCUUCAUGGCUUUCAGCUGCUCAGGGAUGCUGGUGUUUGGGACUCAUAUGAAGGCAUACACCAAUGUGUUGCACACCAACUUUGCCUUAUUUGAGAUGUUAUUGGGAAGGUUCUUUGCCGAGGAAAUCUUAGAAUCGAACCGAUAUAUCGGCCCGAUCUUCUUCACUUUCUUCAUGAUACUCAUCUUCAUACUACUCGUCAACUUCCUGGUGACCAUCAUCUGUGAUGCCAUUGCUACUGGUGUCUACGCUGCGGAUGAACAUGACCAAGAACUGGCUGACUACAUCUGGAGAAGUUUCCAGAGAGUCUUUGGGAUUCAUGUCCCUCCACCGAAGGAUGUAAUAUCAGAUGAAAUGAAAGAAACAGAGCUCAAUACAACAUUCGAAAUUAUUGCAGAAUCCUUGAAUGAAACCCUGGAUGUUACAAGCAGCCUUUUGGAACACAACAGAAUCGACGAGCCUUCUUUGACCAUACACGAUAAUGCUAUUGUCCAACGUCAGAUCACGAAGCAGUCACACGAAGUAAAAUGCGAGGUCGACGCUAUGCUGCCGUCAACUUCGUCUGCUAUCGGACAGCAGGUAGAAGAUCUCCUGAAAGCUCAUGAAGAAGACACGGCGAGAUAUGAGGAAGUGCAGAACAAGAGCAGACGACGUGCUGAAGCCAUGCUGAAGAGGAAACUGGCUGAGAAAAGGGAGAAAACACAGACCAUGGUACAUCACGCGCAAGAGAUGAUGGAACAACAUGCUGCCUACGAGGAACGGCUGGUUCAGCAACAAAGGAUGAACAGACGCCUGUUCCAGAGCAAACUUCGUCAGAAGAUGGCGCUUCGUGCUGGAGGGACAUGUGGACUAUCAACGUUUACCCACGUUCCCCAGAGUGACUGUGGUGAUGUGGACAUAUCUGGUCACGGCAGCGUUACUCUCCAGUUCUGUGUAGACGCUUGCUGUGCAGAACCGACAUGCGUGUCGUUCCAGUACAACACCCAGUCAACUUGCUAUUUGAAACACACCAUCUGCACAGCGGGGGAGAAAGUGUUCUCGUCAGGUGGCAACAUGUACGAUCGGCAAGUGUCAGCCACGCAGUGCCCGACACUCUCCAACCCUACAAACGGUGCUGUGAGCUACAGCUCCAGGAACUCCGGAGAUGUGGCCUCCUACUCGUGUAACACAGGAUACAACCUGAAUGGCUACUCUACACGGACGUGUCAGUCUUCAGGCUCAUGGAGUCAAACUGCACCAACUUGUGCAGUCGUGCAGUGCCCGACACUAUCCAAUCCUACAAAUGGCGCUGUGAGCUACAGCUCCGGGAACUACGGAGAUGUGGCCUCCUACUCGUGUAACACAGGAUACGACCUGAAUGGCUACUCUACACGGACGUGUCAGUCUUCAGGCUCAUGGAGUAACAGUGCACCAACUUGUGGAGUCGUGCAGUGCCCGACACUAUCCAACCCUACAAACGGUGCUGUGAGCUGCAGCUCCAGGAACUACGGAGAUGUGGCCUCCUACUCGUGUAACACAGGAUACGACCUGAAUGGCUACUCUACACGGACGUGUCAGUCUUCAGGGUCAUGGAGUUAUAGCGCACCAACUUGUGGAGCCGUGCAGUGCCCGACACUAUCCAACCCUACAAACGGCGCUGUGAGCUACAGCUCCAGGAACUUCGGAGAUGUGGCCUCCUACUCGUGCAACACAGGAUACAACCUGAAUGGCUACUCUACACGGACUUGUCAGUCUUCAGGCUCAUGGAGUAACAGUGCACCAACUUGUGGAGUAUAG